This is a messenger RNA of Mus caroli (Ryukyu mouse), 6658 nucleotides long. It is a transcript of the gene Pkn1, whose product is annotated as protein kinase N1. The record is from RefSeq and is a predicted model, not a curated record. Lineage: Eukaryota; Metazoa; Chordata; Mammalia; Rodentia; Muridae. Gene Ontology annotation, molecular function: ATP binding; small GTPase binding; protein serine/threonine kinase activity. Gene Ontology annotation, biological process: signal transduction; protein phosphorylation.
CACCCUGCAGCCGCUGGGGCCGGAGGGCGCAGCUCGGCGGAGGCCUGGCCAGGCCGGGCCGAGCGCAGCAGGCCGGAGCGCGCCGCGCGCCUGGGAGGGUCUGGGCGCCGCGCCUCCCGCCUCACCCGCCCGCGUGCUCGCAAGCCCUUCCUCGGCGCUGGGACCCCUGGCGGGCGGCCGGAGGACAUGGCCGGCGACGCCGUGCAGAGUGAGCCUCGAAGCUGGUCGCUGCUGGAGCAGCUGGGGCUGGCUGGGGCUGACCUGGCAGCCCCCGGGGUGCAGCAACAGCUGGAGUUAGAGCGAGAGCGACUGAAGCGGGAGAUCCGAAAGGAGCUGAAGCUGAAGGAGGGUGCUGAGAACCUGAGGCGAGCCACCACUGACCUGGGCCGCAGCCUGGCCCCUGUGGAGCUGCUGCUGAGGGGCUCCGCUCGACGCCUAGACUUGCUGCACCAGCAGCUGCAGGAGCUGCAUGCACAUGUGGUACUGCCUGACCCUGCAGCAGGAAGCGAUGCUACCCAAUCCCUUGCAGAGGGCAGCCCUAUCUGCUCAUCCACCAACCUGAGCCGAGUGGCUGGGCUGGAGAAGCAGCUGGCCAUUGAGCUCAAGGUCAAACAGGGGGCAGAGAACAUGAUCCAGACCUAUAGCAAUGGCAGCAGCAAGGACCGGAAGCUGUUGUUGACAGCCCAGCAGAUGCUGCAGGACAGUAAGACCAAGAUUGACAUCAUCCGCAUGCAACUUCGCAGAGCGCUCCAGGCACUACAGGCUGGCGAGCUGGAGAGUCAGGCAGCUCCUGAUGAAGCCCAAGGAGAUCCAGAACUGGGAGCCGUAGAGCUACGCAUUGAGGAGCUACGACACCAUUUUAGAGUGGAGCAUGCAGUGGCAGAAGGUGCCAAGAAUGUCCUGCGCCUGCUCAGUGGGGCAAAGGCCCCAGACCGCAAGGCAGUCAGCGAGGCUCAGGAGAAAUUGACUGAGUCCAACCAGAAGCUGGGCUUGCUGCGGGAGUCACUGGAGAGGCGCCUCGGGGAGUUGCCUGCCGAUCACCCCAAGGGGCGGCUGCUUCGGGAGGAGCUCACUGCAGCCUCGUCCUCAGCCUUCAGCGCCAUACUGCCUGGGCCCUUCCCUGCCACUCACUACAGCACCUUGAGCAAGCCUGCACCGCUCACAGGGACCCUGGAAGUACGAGUGGUGGGCUGCAAAAACCUUCCCGAGACCAUCCCCUGGAACCCUCCCCCCUCAGUGGGGGCAUCUGGGACCCCCGAAAGCCGCACUCCAUUCCUGAGUCGUCCCGCUCGGGGCCUUUACAGCCGAAGUGGAAGCCUUAGUGGACGGAGCAGCCUCAGAGGGGAGGCAGAGAAUGCCACUGAGGUCAGCACCGUGCUCAAGCUGGACAACACAGUGGUGGGGCAAACAGCCUGGAAGCCAUGCGGCCCCAAUGCCUGGGACCAGAGCUUUACCCUGGAGCUGGAGAGGGCUCGGGAGCUGGAGCUGGCUGUGUUCUGGCGAGACCAGAGGGGUCUGUGUGCUCUCAAAUUUCUGAAGUUGGAGGACUUCUUGGACAACGAGAGGCAUGAGGUGCAGCUGGACAUGGAACCCCAGGGCUGCCUGGUGGCUGAGGUCACUUUCCGUAACCCCAUCAUCGAGCGGAUCCCUAGGCUCCAAAGGCAGAAAAAAAUCUUCUCCAAGCAGCAAGGGAAGGCAUUUCAGCGAGCCAGACAGAUGAACAUUGAUGUGGCGACUUGGGUGCGGCUGCUCCGUAGACUCAUCCCUAGUGCUGUGGCGACUGGCACCUUCAGUCCCAAUGCAUCUCCAGGUGCUGAGAUCCGGCACACUGGAGACAUAUCCAUGGAGAAACUGAAUCUCGGUGCUGACUCAGACAGCUCGUCCCAGAAGAGCCCACCAGGGCUGCCCUCCACCUCAUGCAGCCUGAGUUCUCCAACCCAUGAGUCCACCACAUCUCCAGAGCUGCCUUCAGAGACCCAGGAGACUCCAGGCCCUGGCCUGUGCAGCCCCCUGAGAAAGUCGCCCCUGACACUUGAGGACUUCAAGUUCCUGGCAGUGCUUGGCCGGGGUCACUUUGGAAAGGUGCUGCUGUCUGAAUUCCGCUCCAGUGGGGAGCUCUUUGCCAUCAAAGCCUUGAAGAAAGGUGACAUUGUAGCCCGAGAUGAGGUUGAGAGCCUGAUGUGUGAGAAGCGGAUUUUGGCGGCCGUGACCAGGGCAGGACAUCCCUUCCUGGUGAACCUUUUCGGCUGUUUCCAGACCCCAGAGCACGUGUGCUUUGUGAUGGAGUACUCGGCGGGUGGAGACCUGAUGCUGCACAUUCAUAGCGACGUGUUCUCAGAGCCUCGGGCUGUCUUCUAUUCCGCCUGUGUGGUGCUGGGACUGCAGUUCCUCCAUGAACACAAGAUUGUCUACAGGGACCUGAAGUUGGACAAUUUGCUCCUGGAUACUGAGGGCUACGUCAAGAUCGCAGACUUUGGCCUCUGCAAGGAGGGGAUGGGCUAUGGGGACCGGACCAGCACGUUCUGCGGAACUCCGGAGUUCCUGGCGCCGGAAGUGCUCACAGACACAUCCUACACGCGAGCAGUGGACUGGUGGGGACUGGGCGUGCUGCUCUAUGAGAUGUUGGUUGGAGAGUCUCCGUUCCCUGGGGAUGAUGAGGAGGAGGUAUUUGACAGCAUUGUCAACGACGAGGUUCGCUAUCCCCGCUUCCUGUCUGCAGAGGCCAUCGGCAUCAUGAGAAGGCUACUGCGGAGGAACCCGGAGCGGAGGCUGGGAUCCACUGAGCGCGAUGCAGAAGAUGUGAAAAAACAGCCUUUCUUCCGGUCUCUGGGCUGGGAUGUCCUGCUGGCCCGUCGCCUGCCUCCACCCUUCGUGCCUACACUUUCAGGGCGCACAGAUGUCAGCAACUUUGAUGAGGAGUUCACUGGGGAGGCCCCCACACUGAGUCCUCCCCGGGAUGCACGGCCCCUUACAGCUGCGGAGCAGGCAGCCUUCCGGGAUUUCGACUUUGUGGCCGGAGGCAACUAGCCCCAAGCCCCUGCCUUACCCAAGAGUUCUUGAUUUUUUAAAAAACAAGCCUUUGGGAUUUACUCCAUACAUGCAUUUUCAGCCUCUGUGUGCAUCUGGACUGGUGUGCUUGGAGCAGGUGACAGAGGCAAGGCAGACUCUUGGGGGCAGGACUGAUGGGGCUCAUUUGAAAGGUCAAGAUGGGAACAUGCAGUAGUGGGCUUAGGGGUGUAUUGGGGAGCAUUGGGGUUUUAAGGCUGUGUGGGUAGAAGGUGUUGAGAUUCUUGGGAUAGUUUGGGAUAGAUGCUUGCAAGAGUCUAUUGGGGUGGUGACAGAGAUGGGAAGUGAAUCCAAAACUUUGCUCUAUUAUGGAGAGCCCAAAUCUUAGAACUAAGGUUGCGGCGCUGUGCGCAUGCUCUUCAAGCUGCUGGCCUGGGGAGUCCCACCUCUGGUGUUUCGAGCAUCCCAUGUAUCUGUGCCAUCUCGUGACCAACGUUAGAACUGUACUCGUCCCCAGUGGAGCCUCUUUCAUCCCUGUGCGGUGACAGUGUUGUGGACCCACAGGACGCAGUGCCCUAGGCACACUGAGUUUGAGACUCUAUGCCCUUGAGCCCAGCCCAGAAUGGUUUGGCUUAGCUUCUGGGCCCAUUCAGAGGUGACUGAAACCACUGUGCCGGGAACUACGCAGUGAACUGGCCUCCCAGGCACUCUUGGUUAGGCCCAGCUCCGUUGGACCACCCUUGGCACUGACCCUCAGUGGUAGGAGGCGAAGCAGUUGGCGCAGCAUGGCCUGGCGCAGCAGGAUGUACACCCAUGGGUCCAGGAUCUGGUUCCACGAUGCGAGGCGUACAGCCAGAAAGAGUGGCCGCUGCAGGGAGUUAGAGUUCCAGCCCCCGAUGGCCAACACCACCAACACCUGCGAGAGAAGCAGGUGUGAGCAGUGGAGCCCGCGGGAGAGAAGGGGUGGGGUGGAGGGUCAGGAUGCCAGGGCGAGCCAUGCAGGACAAAUAGGAUCUGUGCAGGAAGGAGAGUGACUAAGCAAAGGUCAUCAGAGAUUGCGGAGAAUCCGGCUAUAGAAGACCCAGUAUUACAACACACAUAGGACUCUAAGGUCAACAAGCUGGGAAGGAAGAAGGCUAUGAAUGGAUGGAGCGGAGGGACAUAGAAAGUAAAAGGCUUGAGUGAGUGAGACUAUUUACGGAGAUCCUAAAGAGAGUGAAGAAAAGGGUCCCGGAUAGCAGAGGGGCAGGCUUUGUCUGCAGGCAGGGUCUUCAGGGGGCAGAGCCCAGGAGGGGGCAGAAAAGAGUUUGGCUUGAGGAGCGACUGCGCCCCUCACCAGCAGGGGGCUCCAGCAGAUGCACGACACCACCAUGAUGCCCACGAGCUGGCCCACCAUUUCCACAUCGUGUGCGUGAACCCUGCGCGCGGAGCCGCCGCCCCGAGAGCUGCGGAGGGUGGCUGUGGCUGAAGUGAUGGAUGAGGCAGACGAGGCGGAGGCCAAGCGGGGUCCACGAGAUCCCCAGCGCCGGCGAUCAUCGGGACCUGCGGUCACUCGGAACCGUCGAGAGCGACGCCGUCUCCAGCGGGCACGGAGGAGCGCCAGGCCGCUGAGCGUAUUGCACACUAACGCCGCAAGGAGCGCGGCCAGGCCAAGGCCAGCGAAGAGGCCGGCAAGCAACGCCUGGCGCCAACCUCCACGAGGCCCAAGGCUAAUAAAACACCAGGUGCCAGGGUACUGUAGCUCGUAGCGACCCACGUGUACCAGUGGCAGCAGCGCCACCGCCAAAGCCAUGGCAGCCAGCACGGCUAGUGCCAGGCGUGCGCGGGCCACAGAUACGCGCGCCGCGUGGAUCAGUGGCUGCGUGACACCCACACAGCGCUCUACGGCCAUGCCACAGCCAAGCAAAAGUGGGCACAGGCCGAAGAAGACCAUGCAGCCACCCAGGAAAUGACACGCCCCGCCAGCAGGCGCACGUCCCGCAGUAUAUAGGCGAAGCACCAGGGCGCCCGGGAUCACAUGGCCUGCUAGGUCGAUGGCAAGCAGGCUGGCGACGAACAACAGGAAGGUGGCAGCCGAGCGGCGCCGCCGCAUUCGGCCUGCAACCUGGGCCAGCAGCGCCAGCGCCAGCACGUUGGACACAGCACCCAGAGUCAUGGAGAAGAUAGGCAGCGCUGGUGAUGUGCCAUUAUCGCCUGUUGGCAGCACCACAGAUGUAUUGGGGAGCCUGGGUGUUGUGCACGUUGCUGCCUCAUCCGCUAGGCUCAGGUUAAGCCCGCAGGGGCUCAUAUCAGUGGCCAAGAGGGCUGCGUAGAUAAGAAGAGGGCACAGUGAGGUAGGGUCCCAACCUUCUGUGCCCAGGGCACUGCCACAUGACCGUAGCUGCUCCAUUUCGGAUCCUACUUCACCUGUCUCUGCCCCCAUCUCUUGUGUCUGGCUUCAUUCUGCUCUCGUAUCUGCUGGGGGUCUUGACUGACCUGGCACGGGUCCCGGGUAUCUAGCCUCAUCUCCACCUCACUCCCACCUCCAGGUUUCCACCCCAUCAGUUUCCUAGUCCAUGACCCCAUGGGAUAGACCCUUGCCCACUUCUGAUCCCAAUUUCCACUUUCGUGUCUGCCUGCCCAUCUCUCCGUUUUCAGAAGUCUCCUUGGCUUGCCCUGGAACUGGCCAGGCUAACCUUAAAUUCAAAAGAUCCACCUGCUUAUGCCUCCUGUGUCUUCGGAUUAAAGGCUCACACCACAACUAGCUUUGGUCACCUUUUAACUCUGUCCUUGAUGUCCCCAUUCCAACACCGCCACCACUUAUAGUUCAUCUCUUCCAAUGGCCCUGUGCCUGUCUCCAGAGACUGACCCAAUCGGCAGUUAGAUCUCUUCCCCAAACAACCCAUCUCUACACCUAUAGACCAGUUCUUGUGCCCCAAGGCCUCUAUGCCACAUCUCUGGUCUCCGUGGUCCUCUCUGUCCCCACAGACCCCUGCUACCCCGAACCCAUCUCUGAUCUCUAUGGUGCUCUCAGAUCCCAUGGGCCCAGCUCUUUUCCAGAAUCCCAUCUCUGCUGCCCUCUCUUGUCUCCACGCAAUCUCUCACCAGUCUGGCAUUGCCUCAUUCAGAUGCCCAUCCCAUACCCCUAUUUGAACCGGCCCCUGGCUUGUCCAUUCUCUAGUUGAGAGGAGAUGGACAGCCUAGGGCUGAGAGCCAUUAAACAGCAAGAGAGCAGGAGGGCUAUAGCUAGCCUUCUUUGGCUUGCUAUCCUCAAUGUCCCAGCUUCUUACCCAGUGCUGCUCAGGAUGCAGGGUCCCCAUGGCCUGGAACUUGGCUCCUGCUGCCUGCUCCAGCUACUCCCUGGCUCCCGGCAGGCCGCUCCCUCUUCCUGGGGCGGCUCCUAGGCUUCGUGCCGCCUCCACCCGCACUCCACUGGCCUCCAGGGGCUGCUCCACCCCAUGCAUGCCUGCUCUCUGGGGCUGGGAGCCUUGAGUGGGCAAAACUGCUGGCAACAGUCAGGGCAACUGGGCCCAGCUCCUUCCCGCCAAAGACUGAGGUUCUCUGAAUUGGUUUGGUCUCUGUGACCCCCUCCUCUCAGCGGGGCAGGAGCAAACCCCCACACCCUCACCCGGGCCUCUUGCCCGCCUCAUUAAUAAAGCGGAUAAAAUCUAAA